Messenger RNA from Trypanosoma grayi, 606 nucleotides. RefSeq lists its product as hypothetical. The transcript has a single exon. Lineage: Eukaryota; Euglenozoa; Kinetoplastea; Trypanosomatida; Trypanosomatidae. Bases 1 to 606 code for a protein of 201 amino acids. The record is from RefSeq and is a predicted model, not a curated record.
AUGAGCGUUGCGACCCCGCGAGUGCUCACGCAGCGUUCUCUGCAGCGCGGUCUUCACAGCUGCUGCUGCACCAGUGGCGGCAGUGCCGUGUUCGCACCGGUGCGGCUGGGCGUGCGCAGGGCUGCCUCUGUCGCCGUUUCGGCUUCCGUCGGUCCCGCGCGCCACACCACGCUCACCACGCAGUCCCGUGCGCAGUUUGCGCAGGUCCCAGGGAAACGCGACCAGGAGGCCUUCUUGUCACAGUACGACCCGCUCGACGUGCUUGCGCUUGACGAGUCCUGCACUGUGGAAGAGAUCGACGCAGCAUUCAAGCGGCUGAGCGCAAAGUACGGACCGAAUGGGCCGUGUCCCGACCCGCAGAUGGUGGACCGCGUGUUCAGGGCGCACGAGAUCCUCAAGGACCCGGGCUCGCCGUACUACCUGCGUGCACACACCUCUGAGGUUGAUCGCCAGCGCUUGCAGUUUCAGAUGCUCCCCCGAUCAAAGCGUCAGUUAAUCCAGCUGCAGGUCGGGCUGCUGAUGAUUCUUCUUGUUGGAUUAGCAAUGCUCGUAAUAUCGUUGAUGAUGCGUCCUGUGAAGCGUUCUUUGCGUGCGGCCACGCGUUGA